Coregonus clupeaformis (lake whitefish) is the source of this 1582-nucleotide messenger RNA. RefSeq lists its product as uncharacterized. The transcript has 5 exons. The record is from RefSeq and is a predicted model, not a curated record. Bases 255 to 1340 code for a protein of 361 amino acids. Lineage: Eukaryota; Metazoa; Chordata; Actinopteri; Salmoniformes; Salmonidae. Gene Ontology annotation, cellular component: mitochondrion.
AGAUCUCGCGACAAACUAACUACGAAUCCCGUGGAGCAUUGCGCGGUCCCCAGUAACACGCGGAUCCCCUCGAUCUCUGCUCUAAGGUCUUUGAAUGACAGGACGGGCGUUCUAUGCACUUAUGGCUCAUACAACUGCAGAAAACACUUUGGACUGGAUCACACAUCUUCAAUUUGAAUGUGCUGGAUUAAUGUUUGAGCUACUCUAGUUGGAGGUAUGUGUUGGCUGUGGUCAAACAUCUCAGGGAGGAGGAGAUGCAUCGUGUUCUGUCCCAGGGUGCAUUGCGGCAGAUGGCCUACGUGCGGUCCAUGGUCAUGGGCCUGUCAGUGUGUGAGGCUCGCCUGGCCGAGUCGCUGUGUGUUGUAGCCCGCCUGCCCCCCAGGCCAGGCCAGCGCUGGGUCAGUAGCUCAGCCGUUAACAGGGCAGUAGACCGGCCCAAGCUCCAACCAGAGGACCAGGACCCACCCAGCCAUCCCCCCAGCCUGGCUGGAACAGAGCCUCUCUAUGGAGCAGACUCCUCCAAGCUGCCUGUGGAGGCCCUACCGCAGGCCCCAGAGAUAGACCCUCUGCAGGACAAGUCCAUUGGUCUGGUCCAGAGGUUCAAGAAGACAUUUAAGCAGUAUGGGAAGGUGAUGAUACCUGUCCAUCUCCUGACCUCCAGCGUCUGGUUCGGGACCUUCUACUAUGCUGCUAUGCAGGGAGUGAAUGUGGUGCCUUUUCUGGAGUUCAUUGGUUUACCAGAGAAGAUUGUUGGUCUGCUGAAUCACUCCUCUGGUGGCUAUGCCCUCACUGCCUAUGCCAUGUUCAAAAUUGCAACCCCUGCCAGAUACACUGUGACUCUGGGUGGGACGUCCUUCUCAGUGCAGUACCUCCGUAAACACGGCUACUUCUCCACCCCUCCGCCCGUCAAAGACUACCUGCAGGACCGGAUGGAAGAGACCCGGGAGAAACUCACAGAGAAGAUGGAGGAAACUAAGGAACUGUUCUCUGAAAAAAUGGAGGAAACCAAAGAACUACUCUCAGGGAAAAUGGAAGAUACGAAAGAGCGUUUCUCUGGAAAGAUGGAAGAGACGAAAGAACGUUUCUCUGGAAAGAUGGAAGAGACAAAGGAACGUUUCUCUGGAAAGAUGGAAGAGACGAAAGAACGUUUCUCUGGAAAGAUGGAAGAGACAAAGGAACGUUUCUCUGGAAAGAUGGAAGAGACGAAAGAUCGUUUCUCUGGAAAGAUGGAAGAGACGAAAGAACGUUUCUCUGGAAAGAUGGGGGAAACGAAAGACAUGUUCUCUGAUAAACAACAGGAAACCAAAGACAAAGUGACUUACCGAAAGAAGAUAGAUUAGCAUUGUUUACAAGUGGUUGUGAAUAAACACGUUUGGUGUCUUCAAUGUGGUUGGUGUCAAAGACAGAAUUAAGGCACUUAUUAUGAACCUACUGUAGAGAGAUGAAUGAGUCCAGACAUUUCACAGUACUUCUGCCAUCCUGACUACACUAGCUAGUACCAUUAUACCUGCUAUAGUGGCUUGCGAAAGUAUUCACCCCCCUUGGCAUUUUUCCUAUUGUGUUGCGUUACAACCUGGAAUUA